Messenger RNA from Centropristis striata (black sea bass), 7102 nucleotides. Its product is annotated as neuronal acetylcholine receptor subunit alpha-7-like. The transcript has 10 exons. Lineage: Eukaryota; Metazoa; Chordata; Actinopteri; Perciformes; Serranidae. The record is from RefSeq and is a predicted model, not a curated record. Gene Ontology annotation, biological process: signal transduction; regulation of membrane potential; monoatomic ion transmembrane transport. Gene Ontology annotation, molecular function: transmembrane signaling receptor activity; acetylcholine-gated monoatomic cation-selective channel activity. Gene Ontology annotation, cellular component: neuron projection; synapse; postsynaptic membrane. Bases 109 to 1707 code for a protein of 532 amino acids.
AGAGGGAGAGAGAGAGAGAGACGCACCAGCAGUCUGACAAAGCUGCUCUCCCUCCAAGUUUGACAUCCCCAGCGGGCUACAGAGGGAGUUCUGCUCCGCCGCGCUGCCAUGGAGCCUCGGAAGUGUACUGGAUGUGUAUUGAUUGGAGUUUACCUGUGGGCGACAUUCUGCUGCCAAGGUUGUCAUGGCGGCGUGUACCAGAGGAAGCUCUACCGAGACCUGAUGGUAAACUACAAUCGUCUGGAAAGACCCGUCCAGAACGACUCUGCACCCAUCGUGGUGGAACUCGGCCUCACACUGCUACAAAUCAUUGACGUGGAUGAAAAGAACCAGGUGUUGAUCACAAAUGCCUGGCUGCAGCUGUAUUGGACAGACAUUUACCUGUCGUGGAACCCAGAGACCUACCCCGGGGUUCAGAACCUACGCUUCCCUUCCAAUCUGGUCUGGGUCCCAGAUAUCCUCCUCUACAACAGUGCUGAUGAGAGGUUUGAUGCCACGUUUCAUACAAAUGUCCUAGUAAAUGCUACAGGAUCCUGCCAGUACAUCCCACCAGGUAUCCUGAAGAGUACCUGCUACAUCGAUGUGCGGUGGUUCCCGUUCGAUGUGCAGAAGUGUGACCUCAAGUUUGGCUCGUGGACCCACAACGGCUGGCUGCUGGACCUCCAGAUGAUGGACGUGGACAUCUCCACCUACAUACCCAACGGGGAGUGGGAUCUCGUAGGAGUGCCAGCUAAGCGUAAUGAGCUGUAUUACGACUGUUGUAAGGAGCCGUACCCUGAUGUGACGUUCACUGUCACCAUGCGCCGCAGGACACUUUACUACGGCCUCAACCUGCUCAUCCCCUGCGUGCUCAUCUCUGGUCUGGCCCUGCUGGUCUUCCUGCUCCCUGCUGACUCCGGAGAGAAGAUCUCACUCGGCAUCACAGUGCUCCUGUCUCUAACAGUGUUCAUGUUACUGGUAGCAGAGAUCAUGCCUGCCACUUCAGACUCUGUUCCUCUCAUUGCUCAGUACUUUGCCAGUACCAUGAUGAUUGUGGGCUUGUCUGUGGUGGUGACGGUCCUGGUACUACAGUUCCACCACCAUGACCCCCAUGGAGGGAAGAUGCCUAAAUGGGUCAGAGUCAUCCUACUCAACUGGUGCGCCUGGUUUCUCCGCAUGAAGAAACCUGGAGAGGAAAGAAAAACCGCUGUGAAUUCUAGUAACCCCCCAAACUACAAGUACCCCCACGCUCCUCCUCACCACACCAGCACCACCAGUAUUCAGAUGAGCACCAUACCAGGGCAGGCGUCCACCCAGUCAACCACGACCAACGGGAGCAUGAACCUGUACUUUGGCUACCACACAAUGGGCACAGACAACCCUGCCUUCCCACCCAGCACUGAUUCAAGUGUGGUGGUGUGUGGUGGAGGCGGAGGCGGCCAUCCUAACGGCUCCUCCCCACACGACAUCCACUCAGAACAGACGCGGACUCUGCUGCUGGAGCAGGUUCCAGAAAUCUCCCGGAUCCUGGAGGAAGUGCAGUAUAUUGCCAGGCGCUUCCGGGAGCAGGACGAAGGAGAGGCGAUCUGCAGCGAGUGGAAGUUUGCAGCGGCGGUGGUGGAUCGGUUAUGCCUGGUGGCUUUCUCGCUCUUCUCCAUCAUCUGCACCUUCACCAUCCUCAUGUCAGCUCCCAAUUUCAUUGAGGCUGUGUCCAAAGACUUCACAUAAGGCUCAUGUUCUCACCUCUCCAAGAGGAAAACGAGAGGCAAAGCUAACAUUAAAAAUCCUGACACGAUUAGGACUGUGCCACACAAGCCUCCCUGCUACAACGAUGUGAAGCCACACAAGUUUCAAUUCCUUUAACGGUUACAAGUCAUAGUUCACCAACAGCAAGUUAUUUGUCAGUAGUAUAUGGUUGUUUGGAGAUCAUGUGAUGUUUCCCUUUCAAGGUGGCUCUCCUCACCAACACCGUACAUACAGUAAGCCACAUAGGAGGUCGAGGUUAAUGAUGUAGAAACUCACACUAAUGCACUUUUGCAUCUGUAUCCCUGCUGUGCCACAUCGUUUUCCUGCCACCACCUGGGCUUCAUGUCUCUUCAGAAUAUAUUGUUAACACUACUUCCCUUACAGCAUUUUCUUUCUUCACUUCCUACCCAACUGUAGCACUUCUCAUCUUCUACAAAUGUCUUAAUGUCUUCAGCAGUUACAUGCCGUCAAUAGAGUUCAAUAAACAGUUUUAGGAAUAGUUUUUCAGGCCUGUCUUCGGGUAAUGUUAGUUUUUUGUAUUUUGUAAAUAAAUCUAUAUUGUACUUUAUAAAUAUGACAAAGCUGGGAUUAACUUUUUUAUUAAGUUGUUGAAUUUAGCAAGAGCUACUAACUCAUAGCACAGUACAUCUCACUUCUCGUUUAACUAACAUAAUUUCAUUAUGUAUAUAAAAUGUAAGGAAAAUAGUGAAAAAUGUCCAUCAUAAUAUACCAGAAACCAAGACGACGUAUUUACAGUUUCACAGUAUAGUGGGGUUUUUGGAAAUCCAGACAGAGAUUUUCAAUACUGUAAAAAAUACAGCCUGCUCUUGGGCUUUGUAACAAGUGUACCAUGACAGCUAGCUGGUGGUUGGCUAUUUAGGUAGCUUGCUAAUUUUAGUGAGCUAGCUAAUUUGCUAAUUCCACCAAGCCCUUCAUGCUACACUGGAUGAUGUGGAGCUCGGAGGCCUUGUGCUGAGCCAGUUGAAACGUUUCCCAACAAAUAUUUAAACCCAGCAAGAAUUGUCUAAGUAAGCUAACUGCAUAUUCAAUACACAGCAUUGUAGGCUUCAAUGUCAUAGAUGCUACAUUGACUUCUAUGACAAGAAGCUCAGCUUUUAUGUUUUGUUUUUACACAAACUAGUGCAGUGCCCGUAGGAAGUAUGUAUUCGUCUGCAACUCCAUAAAACACUUACUUUUCAUAAGGUACCACACCAUCCAGCACAUACACAUUGAUCAUUGAUAUUUGCUGGAAACUAUUCGAAUAUUAUUGGAAAAUCGAACUUUGUAGCGCACUUUAAAACUCUGAAAGAUAGGUAGGCUAAAUAGACCUACAGAUGAGAUGAGUCAUGGUGGAAAUCCAGAGUGAAUUGUGUUACUGACCAGGUGUAGGCCUAUCACACAAUGGGGCGGAGCUCCCUUAAAAGGGGGCGGAGCGUCCGAUCGGAAACAGUGCAAUGCUGCAACACGUCCUACAUAAAUAAUGAUAUUUUAAAAAAUUAAUUCAAAAAUCUUCAAAAUAGAGGAUGCACACCUUCGUGCCAUGUGCAAGCCACAUACGAAAUCUGAGGUCAGUCUGACUAACGGUCAGAGAGAUAUGAACUAGACACACACACACACACACACACACACACACACACAGACGCUUCUUGCUUUUAUAGAUAGAAACUGUAAUAUGCUGUAUACCACUAAAUAAAUAGGUAGCGCCCAAGCCUAAAUGAGAUUUCUUGUUCGAUCCAAACAUGUUUUGUGCAACAUCCAUUAACAGUUCGAAACUCAAAGUUAUUCAAUUUACUAUCAUAUGACAAAGAAAAGCAUCAAUUGCUCACACUUGAGGAGCUUGAAACAGUAAAUGGUGGGCAUUUUUGCUUAAAAUGACCAAUUAAUCCUCAAAAUAGUUGAAUAUUGUUCCCUUGAGCGUCUACUGACAAGUUAUUUCAGCUCUACUUUCAACAUCUCCAUCUUGUCACUCUUUUUCACAUAUGCAAGUGCUGGAUUGGUCCUCACUCACAGCUUUUUCUUGCCUUUCAAGUCAUCCUCAUUAUUUUCUUGCACUUCCUUUUUUGUCACCAAUCUUCUCAUUUCUUUCCUGCACAGCACACACCUAGGUUCUAUAUCCAUUAGUGUGACUAGAUAAAAUGUUACCAUUGCCAGUGAGAGUCCUAAAUGUGACAUUAGAGAUAUUACAGUUUUGCUCUUUUCAAGUUUGUCAAAGUGUGAUGUCAUUUUAGAAGGGAUCACCCAACAUUUCUCCUUGCCACCAUCCUUUGUGCUAAACAAUAUAUUUUGUUAGCUUUUCAGAACUCUGGCUAUUUGUAAAUCACUCACAUUAUUCACAAUGUAUUUUUUUUAUUUUAGUGUAAUUCAAUGUUUAUCUGACUUGUGUUGCUGUAUUUGGAUGAAACUCGCAAUGAGGAAGAAGAUCAACGGAAUAUGUAGUGAUUGAAAGACAAUAUUUGUUAUUCUGAGGGAUCUUUAAAUGGAUUCUGAAGGGACAUCACCCCACUAGAUGCAUUUGGUACUAAUCUUUUGUAGUGCUAAGUGCUUUGUGUUUUUACUCUCUAAUACUCAGCGAAAGGCAAACUCUUUCUCUAAUCUCUAGCAACAACAUGCAUCAAGGAUUACUGGGUGACCUUAUGUAACAGAUUUGUGUUAAACCUUCUCGCCACCCGAGCGUCCCCUCUGAUCCUCAGCGGUUCAAGACAUGUGUGAAUUACCACUUCAACACAUGCAACUGAACUCACAGGCUUCUCCAACUUAACACAUUGCCAUUUUAAGUUGGUUUUUAAGAAGAACUGAGGGAGAAUGAAAACAACAAAAUACAGAACAUUGUGUGGCUGCUGCAGAAAGAGUCACUGAAAUGGAUUUCAUGCUGUUACAGUUAAUCAAUGGGCCGAGUGCGGACAAAUAGCUGCCACCCAUCGACGGCAUUCAUGUCACUCUAUGACUCCGAGACUGUAAAGCAUUUAAAUGUCAUCCACUUAUAAUGGAAGGACAGAAAAAGGUGAAGCAAUCUGGACUGAAAUGUACAUGCAGUACACGUUUCUUUUCAUUUUUUAUACAGUUUUGAAGAGGAAAUCAGGAUUCUCAACAUGGUUUUUUCUGUCCAACCAGGAAUGUGAUAUUUAAUUUGGUUUUAGACAUUACAAAUAUGGUCAUUUUCCCCCGUUUACAUGUAACGUAAUGUUAUUAAGUUCAAGGAGUGGGUUGUUGUUGAGGGUUUCUUGUCUAGAGUUGAUGAGAUGAGAAGAUUGACAUAUCUGUCAUGUCUGUAUGGUAUAAGUAUAAAGCUACAGCUGGUAGCCAGUUAACUUAGCAAAAAGACUGGAAACAAAGGGAAACACUAACACUGAAUACCAAUACUUAACAUGAUGAGCUGGUUAAUAUUCUUCUGUUUUAUCUGGUUUAAACAAACCAGAUAUAACAGGUUAAUUAGUGAGCUUGAGUACAGUAUAUGCUGCUACUAGCUGGUUAGCUUAGCACAAAGAUCCUAGACGUUUCUCAAUGGCAGAUAUGGAGCUAAAGCUAGCAGUUGCAGUUAUCUUAGUUUAGCAUAAAUACAACAAGCAGAUGCACCAGAAAGUUAAGCCAGGAAGACGAGAAUUACUUAGUGAGUUUUAAAUGUACUGGGAGGUGUAUUUUUGGUUACUUUUGGAAAGGAUCAGGCCAGUUUUUCACCCCAGUUUAUAGUCUUUAUGCUAAGCUAACUUAACCGGAUGCUGAUGGUACCUUCAUAUUUAAGGGACAGACACAAAAGUUGUAUUAAUGUUGUCUAACUCUUGGCAAGAAAAUGCAGUUGCCUUGCAGUAUAGACGGGAAACAAGAAGAAACACUAACACUGAAUACCAACACUUAGCAUGAUUAGCUGUUUCAUAUUAUUCUGUUUUUAUAUGGAUUAAACAAACAAGAUAUAACAGGUUAAUUAGUGAGCUAUAGUACAGUAUAUGCCGCUGCAUCAGUAGCUGGUUAGCUUAGCACAAAGAACCUAGUGAUGUCUCGAUGGCAGAUAUGGAGCUAAAGCUAGCAGUCGCAGUUAUCUUAGUUUAGCAUAAAGACAACCAGCAGAUGCACCAGAAAGUUGAGCCAGGAAGACUUAGUGAAUUUUAAAUGUCCUGUAAGGUGUAUUUGGUUACUUUUGGAAAGGAUCAGGCCAGUUUUUCACCCCAGUUUACAGUCUUUAUGCUAAGCUAACUUAACCAGAUGCUGAUGAUACCUUCAUAUUUAAGGGACAGACACUAAAGUUGUAUUAAUCUUGUCUAACUCUUGGCAAGAAAAUACAUUUGCUUUGCAGUUUAGCUGUAUUCAACUAAAUCUAACAUCAUUUGAAGUCAACAAGAUACGUAGCCAUACCAAAAUAAUGUUUUUUCCAAGGUUUUAAGGCCGGAACAAGGCGAAGUAUUAUAAAUAACUGUGAUGUUGGUCAAUAUUUCAAAGAUAUGACAGCCUCGAUAGCAGCCGUCCAUCUUAUCUUUAGUGGUGACCCCUUAUUAUUUUUCCUCCUUGGUUCAGGCUUGAUCCCUAAAUGGCGCUUGUGUGAUAAAUUUGAUUUUAGAGACCACUGUUUCAUGUCACCAUGCCAGACGAAUCACUCGACUCAGUGGAGUGGAUUCAAAAGGUCUGGACCCAAGCAGGUAUUUACUAAAAUCUUGAACUAUUCCUCUUACAUUGGUCCAUGUGUCACUGCACAUUUUGUAGAUUGUAAGUUGCACAGGUUACUCCAGGUGAAGACUUAAAGCUGAGCACUUUUUGAAGGAAUCCAAGGGUUUGGUAUUUUAUCUGUCAAAGUUCAUGUGGACAGAAGUCACUGUAAGUAUGUUAGAUCGAGAAAAGAGCAAAUCUUGAUUACUGACUCUUGGAGAAUACUAACAGUGGAUAUGUAAUCACUAAUAUGAGAUGUGGGAUUAGAAGUGUUCUCUACACACAUGACUUAGACUGACUUAUGUAGAUACUUUGUGAGAUAACCUAACCCAUUUCUAUUGUUACUCACUCAUGUUGAUGUCUAUUCAGCAUUUGUUUUUCAUGUGAGAAGCAUUUAUGGCACUGAAAGUGUUUAAAACUUGUGAAGUGAAGAAUUACGGAAACCUACAAAUGGGACUGCACUGAAAAUAUGAAAAGAGAAUUAGGUAUUCUGGGCAAAUGUGAACCUGUGUUGACUUAUAUUGAAAGUGAAAAUGACGGUGUGACUGUUUGCUCUUGCCGUGCUAUCACAGGCUUCUUUUUUAUGCUUUUAAAUCACCAGUGUUGUAUUUUAGUCAACUUGAGUGUCUUUUUCUUUGUUGUCUGUGCCUCUCUGCUCAGUAUGAUUCAUUCUCCAAUGAAGGAUGUACAUAAAUGCUCACUGUACAUGACUAUUUUGAGAAAUAAAGGAGAAAUGGGGUAA